AUGGAGGAGGUCUACGUCUUCGGCGAUCAAACGGCUGACUGCCGGGCGUUCUUCACCAAGGUCUUCGCCCGGAAGGACGAUGUCCUGCUCCAGAGUUUCCUGGAGAGAGCUGGUGAAGCCGUCAGAGUCGAAAACACCUACAGAUCCCAUCCCUCCAAAGCAGUCCCUAAUUUUUCAACCGUCCAAGACCUAGUCGAUCGUUAUUACAAAGGGGACACCAGAGACGCUGCGAUUGAGAGCGCCCUCGUUUGCAUUUCACAGUUCACUCAUUUCAUUGGCGCUUUCGAAGAGCGAAGACCUUCAUAUAUUCAGCUUAAUGCAGAUGCACGACUGGUCGGUCUAUGCACCGGUCUAAUUGCUGCGGCCGCGGUCGCUUCCUCAGAUUCCCUGACGGCCCUCAUUCCUUUGGCCGUCGAAGCCGUCCGGAUCGCCUUCAGAGCGGGCGCCCACGUGGGAAGAGUUGCACAGCAAAUCGAGUGUGAUUCUCAACCACAGUCCUGGUCCACCAUUGUCGCUGCGGACGAGAAAUCCGCUCAGGCGGCCCUAGAUACCUUCCACAAAGAGAAGGGUAUAGCUCCGACAAAUAGGUUGUGGAUCAGCGCGUCUUCAGCAACCUCGGUCACGAUCAGCGGUCCACCAUCGACAAAGGCCGGCCUCUUCGAAGAGUCGGAAUUCUUUCGCACGCAGAAGAACGCCCCAGUGUCCAUCUUCGCUCCUUAUCACGCCUCACACCUUCACUCUCUGGCAGAUCUAGAAAAGAUCUUGCGACCCCAAACAAAGACAAUCUUUGGCUCCAGCACCGUCAGAUUUCCGGUCUGCUCAAGUGUGACUGGCAAGCCGAUUCCCGCCGAAAAUGGCUUCGAGCUUCUUCAGGGCGCGUUGAAAGAAAUCAUAAUUGAGCCUCUCAGAUGGGACAAGGUCCUAAAAUACUGUGCAUCGGGCAAGGCGUCGGAGGCCAAGGUCUUCGCCGUCGGGCCAACCAACCUGGCAAGCAGCGUGGUUUCUGCCCUCAAAGCCUCUACACCGAAGGUCUCGCUCGAAGACCAAUCCAGUUGGAGCAAAGUUGCCCCUGGAGGGACUCGCAACUCGAAACGAGAAGCCGACAUUGCUAUUGUCGGCUACGCGGGUCGCUUCCCAGAUGCCGCUGACAGUGAGCUUUUUUGGCAGUUGCUGGAGAAGGGUCUCGACGUUCACCGACCGGUCCCUGCGGACCGGUUCCCCGUGGACUCUCACACCGAUCCAACUUCGAAGAAGAAGAACACCUCACAUACCCCAUUUGGCAACUUCAUUGAGAAGCCAGGUCUCUUCGACGCCAGAUUCUUCAACAUGUCACCCAGAGAAGCUGCUCAGACUGAUCCGAUGCAGCGACUUAUGCUGACAACUGGGUAUGAGGCCAUGGAGAUGGCUGGCAUCGUUCCCGGCAGGACUCCCUCAACCAAGCACGACAGAAUUGGUACAUUCUACGGCCAGACCUCCGAUGACUGGCGUGAGGUUAAUGCCGCCCAAGAUAUUGACACAUACUUCAUCUCGGGUGGCGUACGCGCCUUCGGCCCCGGCCGUAUCAACUACUUUUUUAAGUUCUCAGGACCAAGUUUCUCGGUUGACACGGCGUGCUCUUCCAGCUUUGCUGCCAUGAACGUUGCCAUCACAUCCCUCAGGGCGAACGAAUGUGACACCGCGUUCACUGGUGGCGCCAAUGUGCUUACAAACUCCGACAUUUUCUCCGGUCUUAGCAGAGGCCACUUCUUGUCCAGAACAGGUUCUUGCAAGACGUGGGACAACGACGCUGAUGGCUACUGCCGCGGCGAUGGUGUCUGCAGCGUCAUCAUGAAGCGUUUGGAUGACGCGAUUGCGGACCGUGACCCAAUCUUGGGUGUCAUCCGUGGAAUUGGCACAAACCAUUCCGCCGAGGCCGUCUCGAUCACACAUCCAUGUGCAGAAAACCAAGUCUAUUUGUUUGACAAGGUGCUCAGAGAAUGCAAUGUCCAUUCCAAUGAUGUCAACUAUGUCGAAAUGCACGGGACUGGUACCCAGGCGGGUGACGGCAUCGAGAUGGAGUCCGUCUCUUCUGUCUUUGCACCACGACAACCGCGCAGGCGGCCUGACCAACCUCUGUAUAUUGGGGCAGUCAAGUCCAACAUUGGUCACGGUGAAGCUGUGUCGGGUGUUUCAGCCCUGAUCAAGGUUCUUCUCAUGCUGCAGAAGAGCAAGAUUCCGCCUCACACCGGGAUCAAGAAACAGAUCAACAAGACUUUCGCCCCAGACCUGAAAGAGCGUAAUGUCAACAUCGCCUUCCAGACAACUCCCUUCCCGCGUCCAGCUGGUGGCAAGCGAAUUGUGUUUAUCAACAACUUUAGUGCAGCUGGAGGUAACACAGCAAUGCUUCUGGAGGACGGCCCCGAAGUGCCCAAGGAGCCUACUUCGGACGCGCGAUCAACCCAAGUUGUGACAGUGUCAGCCAAAUCCUUGUCCGCUUUUAAGAGGACCUUGGCCAAGUACGAGGCGUAUCUGAGUGCGAACCCCAAUGUUGGCCUUGCAGAUCUCGCGUAUACUGUGACUGCUCGCCGAUCACACUACAGUUACCGAGCAGCUUUCCCGGUCCAGUCAGUCUCUCAGCUACAAGCAUCAUUGAAGGCGAUUCAGGAGCAGACCCACAACCCUAUCCCUCUGGCUGCUCCUCAAAUUGCAAUGGCUUUUACAGGACAAGGCUCUCAAUACACUGGUAUGGGCCAGAAACUAUUUGAGACUUCGAAGCAGUUCCGAGGCGAUAUUGAACAGUUCAAUGAGAUUGCUCUACGUCAGGGUCUCCCGUCCAUCAUGCCACUUAUCGACGGAUCUGUUGAAGUUCAGCACCUACCGCCCACGGUCGUCCAGCUAGGAAUGUGUUGCAUCCAAAUGGCUCUGACUCGCCUCUGGGCCACCUGGGGAAUCACUCCUAGCGUCGUCAUCGGCCACUCUCUGGGCGAGUACGCGGCUCUCCAAGCCGCAGGUGUUUUAUCUGUUGCAGACACCAUCUACUUGGUCGGCAUGCGAGCUCAACUGCUGGAGCAGAAAUGCACGGCUGGUACUCAUGCUAUGUUGGCGGUGAGAUCCCCAGUCGCUGGGUUACAGGAUGUUGUUGCCAACAGCCAGGGCAAGAUCGAAAUCGCCUGCAUCAACGGCGUUUCCGACACUGUCCUUUCUGGCACCAUGGGCGACAUUGACACAGUGGCCCAGAAGCUGGCUGAUGCCGGUCAGAAAUGCACCAAGCUCAAGUUGCCAUUCGCUUUCCACUCAUCCCAGGUUGAUCCCAUUCUGGCAGACUUCGAGAAGCUGGCCUCUUCGGUCAAAUACCACGCACCACGCGUUCCCGUGAUCUCCCCUCUGUUGAGUGAUGUUGUCAGUGUGGGCGGUGUUUUCGAUGCGUUCUAUCUCAGCAGGCACUGCCGAAAGACGGUUGACUUUGUCGGCGGUCUGUCUGCCGGUAUGUCAACUGCCACCAUCAGUGAUACUUCUCUGUGGCUCGAAGUUGGCGGCCAUCCUCUCUGCGCGAGCAUGAUCAAAUCUUGCCUUUCUGCUCCAACCUUGGCAACCAUGCGUCGUGACGAAGAUCCAUGGAAGAUCAUCUCCUCCUCGAUGGCGGGUCUCUAUACCGCUGGAAAGGCCCUCGACUGGAAUGCUUUCCACAAAGAGAAUGAGUCACUUCGUGUUUUGAACGACUUGCCCUGCUACGGCUUUGAGGAGAAGAACUACUGGCUUCAAUAUACUGGAGACUGGCUCCUGUACAAGGGUGACUACCCCAAGACAAUUGCACCAGCCCCGUCCGCUACUACUCUGGCAGGACCUGCGAAGGCAAGGAAAUAUCUCUCCACUUCUGUGCAGGGAAUCGUCUCGGAGGAGGUCAAGGGCAAGACUGUCACGAUCGUGGCAGAGUCUGAUUUUGCCCACCCCAAGUUGUUCCCUGUGAUUGCAGGCCACCUGGUCAACGGCAGCGGUCUGUGCCCAUCGACCCUGUACGCCGACAUGGCUUACACUUUGAUCAACUACGGCGUGGACCUGUUGCAGCCGGGUGAGAAGGUCGACAUCAAUAUUGGCACCAUGGACAACCCAGCGCCUCUCCUUCUCAAGAACAUCAACGAGCCAGAGUCCCAGAUCGUUAAAAUGUCAACCAAAAUUGAUCUCGAGGCCGGAAAGGCCGAUUUCACCGUGACGAGCAACAAUGGAAAGAAAGAUGUUGUCCAUGCCAAGUGCGUCAUUGUCUUUGAAAACUCGGUUGCGUGGAAGGAGGAGUGGAACAAGACUUCUUACCUCAUCCAGUCGAGGAUUGACCUGUUGAAGCACAAGAUGGAGAAUGGUGAAGCCGACAAAGUCAGCCGUGCAAUGGCCUACAAGCUCUUUGGCGCGCUGGUCGAUUACUCUGACAUCUACCAAGGAAUGCAGAGUGUUGUUUUCGACGGGCCCGAGUUUGAGGCGACAAGCAACAUCAAAUUGCGCGCUGGUCCUAACGAUGGCGACUUUUACUUCAGCCCAUACUUUAUCGACAGCGCUUGCCAUCUGUCUGGUUUCACCGUCAACGCCACAGUCAACCCCCAGGCUGAGUGCUACAUCUCUCAUGGCUGGAACAGCCUUCGAUUCGUCGAGCCGCUACAGCACGACAAGCCGUACUCUGCAUAUGUGAAGAUGCAACCUGUUGCUGGAAGCAAGAUGAGAUCGGGCGACGUUUAUGUCUUCAACGCCAACAAAGAAGUCAUUGGUGUUGCCGGCGGCGUUCGCUUCCAGUGCAUCCCUCGCAAGCUGAUGGAUGUCAUGAUGCCCAAGCCCAAAGUGGCUGCGAAAGUUGCGGCUGCAGGUCCCGCUGUCACGAAGCCAGCUGCGGCGGUGAAAGCCUCAAGCCCGACAUAUGCUGCAGCUCCUGCUUCGGUGGAAUUGCCUGCUCCCAAGACGAAGGCCAAGAAACCGGUCAAGGCUCCAAAGAUCAAGGCACCCGCAGCACCCAAGCCAGCCAGUGGCAGCAUUGCCAGCCGUGCAUUCGACAUCAUCGCCCGGGAGAUCGAUGUCGACCAGUCGGAGCUCAAUGACGAUAUUCAAUGGGCGGACAUGGGUGUCGACAGCUUGAUGUCUCUGACGAUCUCGGGCAAAUUCCGGGAAGAUCUCGACCUGGAAGUCGAAAGCACCCUGUUCACCGACUACGCCUCUGUUGGGGCCCUUCGCAAGCAUCUAGGCGGCAUGUCGGCCCCUGAGGCGGGUCCUGCCGGCGAUGCGAGCUCGGUUGAAUCCACAGACUCAGGAUCGGAGAGCGACGAUGACACGGUCGAGUCAGGCAUCACCACCCCUGAUGAGGACUUUCCCACCAAGUCUCAGGAACACGGCAAGUCGGCCGCCGUUGAAGCAGUUGCCCAACCCCCUUCUGGUCAAGGACAAGACAUGAUCGAGACCAUUCGUGUGGUCAUUGCCCAAGAAAUGGAGAUGGAUCUGGUCGAAAUCACUGACACCACUGAUCUGAGCAAUCUGGGCAUGGACUCUCUAAUGGCCCUGACCGUGCUAGGCAAACUCCGUGAGGACCAUGAGAUCGAUCUCGACCCGACGAUCCUCGCCGAUAACCCGACUCUGUCACACCUUCGAAAGGCGCUGGGUCUCGAGACGGUGAAGCCAGCACCAGCGCCCGCCCAGAAGCACGAGGUGAAGGCCAACAUUGUGGUUGCCCCUGCCGCGCCUCCGGUCGAGGUGGUGGUUCAAAUGCCUCCAGCUACUUCUGUCUUGCUCCAGGGCAAUCCCAAGACAGCCACCAAGAAUCUGUUCUUGUUCCCUGACGGGUCUGGAUCCGCCACCUCUUACGUGUCGAUUCCCGCCAUCGACAGCAAGAACUUGGCUGUCUAUGGUCUCAACUGCCCGUUCAUGAAGGACCCGACCAGUUACACAUGCGGCAUCGAAGGUGUUUCCAAGCUGUACCUGGAAGAAGUCAUGCGUCGCCAGCCUAACGGCCCCUACAUCCUGGGUGGUUGGUCCGCUGGUGGUGUGGUUGCCUACGAAGUCACGCGGCAACUCGCCGACCUGGCCAAACUGUAUCCCGACAGGAACUACACGGUGGAGAAGUUGAUUCUGAUUGAUUCGCCCUGCCCCAUCCGACUCGAGCCUCUGCCGGCCCGUCUGCAUCACUUCUUUGAUGAAAUCGGACUGUUGGGCACCGGCACGGGCAAGACGCCCAACUGGUUGUUGCCUCACUUCGAGUACAGCAUCAAAGCAUUGACUGCCUACCGUCCGGAACUGAAGUCGACGCGUGAUUUCAAGGCACCUGAAACCCUGCUCAUCUGGGCGACCGAGGGUGUCUGUGGCAAGCCUGGUGAUCCAAGACCGCCGCCACAGGCGGAUGAUCCCAAGAGCAUGAAGUGGCUCCUGGAAAACCGGACGGACUUUGGACCCAACGGCUGGGACAAGCUGUUGGGUGCCGAUGUUUGCAAGAUGGUUACGGUUGUCGGUAACCACUUCACCAUGAUGAAGCCACCUGUGGUAAGUUGA
This is a messenger RNA of Capronia epimyces CBS 606.96, 6495 nucleotides long. RefSeq lists its product as uncharacterized. The transcript has 2 exons. Bases 1 to 6495 code for a protein of 2164 amino acids. Lineage: Eukaryota; Fungi; Ascomycota; Eurotiomycetes; Chaetothyriales; Herpotrichiellaceae. Gene Ontology annotation, biological process: protein folding; secondary metabolite biosynthetic process; fatty acid biosynthetic process. Gene Ontology annotation, molecular function: ATP hydrolysis activity; phosphopantetheine binding; fatty acid synthase activity. The record is from RefSeq and is a predicted model, not a curated record.